This is a messenger RNA of Petromyzon marinus (sea lamprey), 3138 nucleotides long. The record is from RefSeq and is a predicted model, not a curated record. NCBI's taxonomy places the organism in Eukaryota, Metazoa, Chordata, Hyperoartia, Petromyzontiformes, Petromyzontidae.
GGCUGUGGACGAUGGUGACUUGGUUUACAGAGAGCGCACGCUGCAAAUGGACCCAUCUAAUGGCCAAAGCUCCUCCUCUGCGGGCUUCAUCAUCAAGGACGUCACCUCGCUGCAGGACUCUGCCUGCCAGACGCUCACCAACCUCUCGGGCCGCUAUCCCCGUGCACGCCGAUCAGCCCCACCACGACGCCGCCCCAAAGCCACCAUCACCACCGCCACAACCACCACCACCGCCUCCUCCUCCGCCACCACCUCCUCCUCCUUUACCUCCUCCGCCCCAGCAUCAUCGUCAACGACAUCGGGACCCUUCUCUCCUCGCAGCAACACCGCUCUGCGUCCGAUCGCCAAACGUUGCGCGCCCGUGCCAACGCACGCAUCAACGUCAGCGCCAGCUGCCACAAACUACCGGACGCCCGUGGCCUCUGUGCCCAAGUACAGGCCCAUCAGGCCCAGGCCGAUGGAUCCGUCGAGGGAACGUUCGCGCCCAUUUGACGCUGCUGCUGCCGCCGCCGCUGCAGCCGCCACCAUCGCUAACGUCGCAGCCGGCCCAGCCCUCGCAGAGCAAGGCUCGCACCGCUACCAGGCGGUCGCCGCUAACUGCCAGAGCGCUGCGGGGACCCGGGCACCCCUGAACCUCCGCGCAUUCCUGCAGAGGCGCGCGCCACACCUCUUUGAAGCGUGCCAGAGCACAGGCAUGUUAUCGCAGUCCUCGAGGAAGGAAUUGGUCAAAUUGGCCGUUUCCCACCUGGUCGAACGGCACGGCUUGUACGUAUUCCUGAGCAGUUCGACAGUGUCGCGGUGUGGUGAGGUGUUGUCUCCCAAUCAGACGGACGGACAGAUGUGCAUACAGAUAUACAUACAGAUAUACAGACAGACAAACAGGCAGGCAGAGUUAGAGAAAGGCAAGAACGCUGGCAGGAUUGACCAGACACGUAUGCAGACAUGCGGGCAUGCAGGCAGUCACACAGGCAAAAAGACAGACAUACAGGCAGACUAGCAGGCAGGCAAGCAGAGAGGCAGACGGGCAGAAGAGAAAACAGGCUGACGAAAGGUAGGCACACAAGUAGAUUGGCAUGCAGGUGUAUAUAUAGAGACCUAUGGUCCAGCAUACAGACAAGACACACACACACAGACACAUAGAAAGAACAGGUAGACUGUCACAGGCACACUGAUUGGCAGGCAUAGAGGCAGAUGGCCAGAUAGAUUGCUAGACAUACGGACAUACGCUAGGCUGUUGCUACGUAGAUAUACUCAUUGUUCGGGAGAAACUGUUGUGUUUCUGUGUUUGUUACGUGUGUGUCCCCUCGUGUACUGUGGCAACCUUAAUGGUUGCUCACACCAUUUUAAAGUGAGGUUUGUGAGCCUGAAGAAGUCCUUGUCUUGGCGUAUGUGCAGUUAGUGUGCAUGCGUUUGUGAGGAGUGGUGAUGUAGUGGUUCGUGCACAGCACUGCAAACCUGUAGACAGGCGUUCGAUGCCCAGCCAUGGAUGACAUCAGUGGCAAGUGGAAUCUGAACCUGUUCUGGGCCUCCCCUAGGUGAACUUGGCGUUAAAUAAGUAGCUGGUGCGGUGUGUAAACUUUAGCACUCAAGAGACAAAGACAGCGAGGCAUGACACUGGUCACCGACCUUAAUGUACGCGAUAUGACCUAAAUAGGUACUCGCUAACGGCAUUUGACCACUCAACUAAUAAGGCUAUAUAGUGAUCUUUAUGCAGUAUAUAACUAUGUGCAUGUGUUUAUAUAUGUGCGGUUAUAUGUGCGAAAGCGUGUUGUACGUGUGCAUCUUUAUUGUGUAUGUGUAGUCCUGGGCGGUAACCGGUUAGCGUAAUCCGAUUACCAAAGACCAGCACCAGUAGUCCUAUAGUAUUACCAAAUAUAGAUAUGUAGACAAUGUCUCAUAAAGCUGUCUCCACUUAAAUAUAAGUAAUGUUUACACAACCCAUAGGUCCCACAGGCUUCUGGAAGUGAAUGAUUUUCAGCAGCGUUGAUUCAUUGUAAGCAAAACUGUGGACCAGUUUUACUAUACGUGUUUACAGAGACAAUGUAUGUCUCUGUACACACUGAGCAUAGUGCUGUCAUUUAUUAAUUUAAAUCAGCCUAGCAUGCGUUGAUGUAAAGAUGCGUGGAUAGCCAUUUGUUAUUCCGCUGCAGGAUUUGGGCCUCCCCACACUGUCCUUCCCAUAACAUAGUCCCACAGCCUAUAGUCACCUGCUUUGCACAGUGGUGAACCAUCCCAAGCACUAUCCAGGCUCAAGCCUGCUUUGAUCUGGCAAGAUCGGGCGUGUUCCGAGUUGAUUUUGCAUUAGGCUGAUUUACAUGAAGUAAUUUUAAACAUAGGCAAGUAAUUCGGUUAUGUUACUUUUAAAACUACAGAUAUGGAGUUGUAUUACGAUACUUCUAAAAUGCUAUAAUCAGCAAGAAGGGACAAAUUACCUAUGAGGUUAAACUCCCCUUAACAUUGGCUUAAGUCCAUGCUUAGUAAGAUAAAUUAAAAACUUUCCAGCGUGCGGCUGUGGUCAUCCAGAACAGACCGUACAACAUGUAACAACGCAAUGCCCAGUCCACAAAUAGCGAUCCACUCCGCUACUAUUGACCUGAUUAUCUGGCUUAACCACCUGAAUGUAAAAUUGUAGUUGUUGCUCUGCAUCUUCAUCGGCCAUACGAAAGAAGAAGAAGUAGUAAUACAUUGCAUUUUUUAAGCAGGGAAUUGUGGGAUGAAAGUCUUUGGAAUCGAUGUCCGGCCUGCAUAACUUUACAGGAAGAACAGGAUGGAUACGGUAUUUGUUUAAUUUAUUAUAAGAAAGCCGCAUUAGUUUAUUGUAUGGUUUGAAGCAUAGCUAGCUACUACGCUUGUUGCAAUUCAAUUUCAAUUCAAUGCGUGGUCAUUUAUUGACACAUUUUAGUCUAAUUUAUCGACACAUUUUAAUCUAAUUGAAAGGUCUACUUUUCAUAAUUUGAAUGGUUUAUUCUAUCUAGUUAUGUGUCCCCUUGGUUCAGUUAGUCUAGGUGUACAUUACAAACAUGUCCAAAUUGAUACAUGUGUUAUGAAAACCUGAGCUCGAAUACAAGUUUCAGCCGCCCGUGAUCGAACCGGAUUCUCAAGUGUAGGGAAUUGAUGGUCUUAGUCCAGUCGCUGACA